GUUUGGGACGUAUAGAGCAGGUUUUGGGAUGAAUUCGUAUGCAAUUCCCACCCAAUAGCAUCCCUUAUCCUGUGCAACCUCUUCGUGAAAAGCCAGACGUAGGCAAGGCGAGCUUCUGGCGAUUCUGAUAGUUCUCCUGAAGAUCCCAACGGGUGGUGCUAGGUCUGAUUGGAGCGGAGGAUUCAACGUGAGACUACCCUCCAAAAAAUUUGACAGCGCCUUUUCGUCAUGGAGCGUGAUGCAUGGCGCACAACCGCGGACAUCAACUUCAACCAUGGCAGAGAGGCGCUCUGGUCAUAUGCAUCACGCCGCAGACAUGGGCAAUAAUACUAGGCGCAGACAAGGUGCAUGUUCCUUUGUUGGCUUGCCGUUGAUGGUCCAAUUGUGCCUGCAGCAGCGGGCUACAAAGGCGGUGAGGGGCGAUAGCGUGGUCAAAAAAGUUGCGGGACGAGCAACGCACGCACCCUGUGGGCAGGGGCGCCUCCAUACUGCAGAGGGCUUGAAUGCAUCUUGCACACACGCCUACACGCUCCUCUGUUGCUGUCCGUUCUCUACCGUGUGCUCCAGAGCGUGUUGCGACACCAAUUGUCUGAUUUGUGGCGGCAUUGCACUGCAUUGCUCGUCGGUCCUGUACCUGGUUCCGAUAGCGGCUCAACGUCACUCUGGGCACCGCGGACGCCGUGUACAGGGGAAUAGGAAACAUACAGUGCAACUUGCUCACACCCUCUACAAGUUGUAUACUCGACUACGCCGCUACUCGUACGCGUUCAGCUUCCCGUCGAGCCUCCGCACAGCCACCGCGAGGCGUCACCCAUGCGAGCAGUUUCCUCCUAAAACGCCCCACGACUGCCCCCCACUGAAACAGCUUCGGUAGUACCACGACAACAUGUUUGGCUACCUCACCAGUCGCUGGCAAUCUGCUGGCGACCCCAAGAAAAUCAGUCCCGGCUGGUUCGACCGCCAUGUCUCCCCAAUCCUCCUCUCCAUCGCAAAGAAGGCCUGCACACAUCCCAUCCACACCAUUGUCACCAUCGCAUUCCUCGCCAGCU
Cucurbitaria berberidis CBS 394.84 is the source of this 1049-nucleotide messenger RNA. RefSeq lists its product as uncharacterized. Bases 239 to 874 code for a protein of 211 amino acids. NCBI's taxonomy places the organism in Eukaryota, Fungi, Ascomycota, Dothideomycetes, Pleosporales, Cucurbitariaceae. The transcript has a single exon. The record is from RefSeq and is a predicted model, not a curated record.